This is a messenger RNA of Penicillium maclennaniae, 2073 nucleotides long. Its product is annotated as nuclear export protein Noc3. Gene Ontology annotation, molecular function: chromatin binding. Gene Ontology annotation, cellular component: nucleolus. Lineage: Eukaryota; Fungi; Ascomycota; Eurotiomycetes; Eurotiales; Aspergillaceae. Bases 1 to 2073 code for a protein of 690 amino acids. The record is from RefSeq and is a predicted model, not a curated record. The transcript has a single exon. Gene Ontology annotation, biological process: DNA replication initiation.
AUGGCGCGUGGUGCGAACGUGAAAAGGAGACGUUUGAGCCCUCCUGCCGAGGAGGAGGGCUCUGCCUCUCGCAACAAGGACAAUUCCUUCAAUCGCGACAACGAAUGGGAUGUCGAAAUGGACUACGAACGCCGCCCGCGAAAAGGGAACAAGAAAGCCAACGAGCAGACUCGAUUGCCGAUUAAGACCUCCGAGGGACUCGUUGAAGCUAUGGAAGAAACCGAAGAACCCGAAGACGCAGGUGAAGAAACCGACAGCUUCUUGGGUACCGACGAUGACGGUGAAGGCGAAGAAUCCGAAGAGGAAGAGGAGGCUGUUGAAGAGAAGAAGCCCAAAAUUCCGAUCAAGGUUCAGAUAAUGCAGGCCAAGGAAGACCUCGCCCGAAUCGCUAUGCUGAUCAACGAGGACCCCGAAGAAAACAUUGCGCUGUUCAAGACAAUGGCUGAAAUGGUGGAGAAGAAGGACUCGCCGAUCACUGUCAAGAAGCUCGCUCUGGCGUCUCAAGCUGCGAUCUUCAAGGAUGUAAUUCCCGGUUACAGGAUUCGCCCUCUUAGCGAGGAAGACAAGACCGCGAAGGUUUCAAAGGAUGUGCGAAAGUUGCGCGAUUUCGAGCAGUCCCUUGUGUCCAACUACAGAAACUACGUCAACAAGCUGUCUACUAUUGCCAAGCCUGGCAAAUUCGUCCAGGUCGAUCCUGGCCUGAAGAGCAUGGCCAUCAACUGUGCCUGCAGCAUGCUCCAAGCUGUCCCACAUUUCAACUUCCGCAACGACCUGCUCAAGAUCGUUGUGAAUCGCCUCGCCAAGAAAUUGAUUGAUGCAGACCAGAUCAAGUGCCGCGAGACAUUGGAGGAUAUUUUCGCAAAGGACAACGAUGGCGUCGUUUCUCAAGAAGCUGUGCGCCUGCUCGCGAAGAUGAUGAAAGCCAGAGACUUCAAUAUUAACGAGACCGUUUUGGAUACCUUCCUUCAUCUUCGCCUACUUGGCGAGUUCAAUUCGAAGGCCUCACAAGACCGCGUGGACCGGAAAGAAGAGGAGCAACCCCAUGGCAAGAAGCAGAAGCAGAAGCGCGAAUUCCGCACAAAGAAAGAGCGCAAGCUGCAGAAGGAGCGCAAGCUUGUUGAGAUUGACAUGAAACAGGCGGAUGCGAUUGUAUCUCAUGAGGAACGUGACAAGAACCAGGCCGAGACACUGAAGCUCGUCUUUGGUAUUUACUUCCGCAUUCUGAAGGCGCGCAUUCCACACUUGAUGGGCCCUGUGCUUGAGGGCCUGGCCAAGUAUGCUCGUCUGAUCAACCAGGACUUUUUCGGUGACCUGUUGGAGGCAAUGAAGGAUCUUAUCGGCCAUGCCGAGCGCGAGGAACUUGGUCAAGAAGGUGAAGACGAAGAAGAAGAUGAUGAGAACGAAGAGCGUGCGCCUGCAUCCGAGAGCAGAGCUCGCGAUGCGCGCCGCGAGACACUGCUCUGCACAAUCACCGCCUUCGCCCUCUUGGAAGGACAAGACACUAGCAAGGCCGCCGCAACCCUCCACCUCGACCUCAGCUUCUUCAUCAAACACCUCUACCGAUCACUCUACUCGCUCGCCGUCAACCCCGAUGUCGAGUACAACCCCGGAACCUCUUUGCGUCUUCCCGAUCCCAAUGCCCACGGAGAAGAUGCCCAGGCUCGCAUGCGAUCAAAGAACAAGGUCAACUUCCAGACCCCUAUGGUCUUGCUCCUCCGCUGUCUACAGUCCUCCCUCCUCUCCCGUGCACAUGGUAUGCCGCCACCAAGUCGCCUGGCCAGUUUUGCCAAGCGUCUGAUGACAACUUCCCUCCAACUGCCCGAGAAGUCUGCGUUGGCCACCUUGACUUUGAUGAACCAACUCGCAAAGCACAACCAGCGCCGAAUCUCGUCUCUGUGGCAUAGUGAUGAACGCAAAGGUGAUGGCGUGUUCAACGCAUACGCGAACGAUAUCGAGAGCACGAAUGUCUUUGCAGGCUCCGUAUGGGAGGGCGAGCUUCUCCGCAUGCAUUAUUGCCCGCAAGUGCGAGAGUCAGCCAUUGAUAUCGAAAAGCUGAUGAAUGAUUCGAAGUAG